AUGCCAGCAAAUUACACCAUAGACGCCAAGCCUGGCUUCAACUACAAGAUACUUGAAGCCCUGCCAAAUCCCAGCGCUCGACCUGAUUCCAACAAUAAAACACGCGGAGCACGUUCGAAGUCCAGUGGAGACAUACCAUCGGAUGAGCUAGAACGUUCAUUCAAAGAGACUGCUCAAGCAUAUCUAUCUAAGGUUCAACACAAUUCGCACAAAAAUGGCUCAAGCAUUGUAAGCCCUCUGACGACGGAGACAGGAUCCAGCGCAAGUAGAAACAAGCCUACCGAUAACGAUACGUUCGCCAUUCAGGUACGCUCAAUGCAUUUCAAACCAUCCUUCCUAGUUCUCUCAGUCCACGAGACUUUCGACAGCCUUCGCAACAAUCUAGACGCCGGGGUAAUCGCAUUGACUUAUUAUGACCCAAUUGACCAUUAUAUCAAGGACGAGUUGAUUCAUGACCAGAACAUCUUCGCUGUGUUGAGUUGGGCAAAGGAGCACAAGAAAUAUGGGCCACUUACCCCUCGUCAGGACGAGUUUCUUGGUUCUGAAACAAUGACUUCUUCUCGUCUCGACAAAGCAUCCGCUGAAACCACAGAAAGUACGACUAGCAUAGACUCGGGAGACAACUUGAAAGCCAGAGAUGCCGGGCAAGCUCCCUGCCGACGCGUUGCUUUCGUAUCUCCAUCAGGGAAUGAUUCUUCCAGGGCCUCUGGCCACAUAGCUGGAGGAGAGGGGCCCCAAAAAGGGUUAGAUCUAGAUUCUGCCCCGAAAGACAAUGAGCAAGCCCGCUCGCAUCACUUUACGUCCAGUCUAAUCGAGGAUGGCUGUUCCUUCCAAUCUAAUGCCUCAACGGCAGUGGCCCCACAGAAGGCUCUAGGUGACCGCCAGCUCAGUCAACGCGACGAAGUCCCCUUAAACAGAAAUAUCCCCAAAGACGACGAAGGUUUUGCCUCUGACGCACAAAAAGCUGGCAAAGAAGUGAGCGACCAAAUCUUCACUCCAUACAUGUCGUCCCUCGACGACCAUACCACCCUUGCAAAGUAUAUGGUUCACCUGGUAUCAAAAGGGCUGCUCUCUAUGGACGACUAUCACAAGCUGACGUUGCCUAUCGUGGUUUAUAAUUCUAUUCGCCGCGGUAGAGCCGACCCAGAUGCCAUAAAGAUUGUUGUCUUUGGAGUCAACGAGACGUUCGAUACGUUGCGCGAUGAGUUGAAGGCCACUGCGUUGCGUUUCAUUUACAAAGAGCCCUGUCUUGGUGGGACAUGUCUAGAUAAGCUUAUCAGUGAGAAGAAUGUCACGGGAUUGUUGCGGUACGCAAAGGAGUACAAGAAUGGGGCGAUUGAGAUUUUGAAGGAGGAAGCCUAG
Bacidia gigantensis is the source of this 1362-nucleotide messenger RNA. RefSeq lists its product as uncharacterized. Lineage: Eukaryota; Fungi; Ascomycota; Lecanoromycetes; Lecanorales; Ramalinaceae. The transcript is spliced from 2 exons. The record is from RefSeq and is a predicted model, not a curated record. Bases 1 to 1362 code for a protein of 453 amino acids.